Molecule: messenger RNA, 633 nt
Organism: Capronia coronata CBS 617.96
Lineage: Eukaryota; Fungi; Ascomycota; Eurotiomycetes; Chaetothyriales; Herpotrichiellaceae
Exons: 1
Coding region: 1-633 (210 amino acids)
Biological process (GO): RNA processing
Cellular component (GO): nuclear exosome (RNase complex); cytoplasm
Molecular function (GO): RNA binding
Source: RefSeq, a predicted model, not a curated record
AUGGCGACCUCUGCACUGGUUGUUCCCGGUCAGGUUCUGGGUAAUCUCUCCACCCACCGUGCAGGCCCGGGCACGCAUGUCUACGAGAACAACAUCCUGGCCUCAAUCAUCGGCAGAUCCAUCGUGACUCCCGCAGACAAGGGCCAGUCCGGCUCCAGCAAGGCAGUCAUUUCCGUCCCUCGCCCCGGCACGAGCCCGUCCGCAACCAAGACCGCGAACGCCCUGCCAGCAGUCGGCUCAACCGUCCUCUGUCGAAUCACUCGAGUCCAGCAGCGGCAGAUCACCGCUUCGAUCUUGGUCGUCGACCCGUCUCCCCAGGACGUCACGUCCUACACCCGUAUCACCGAUGACGACCUGCAGUUCCAAGCCGUGCUGCGGCGCGAGGAUAUCCGCACGCAUGAAAAGGACAAGGUCGUCAUGAACGACAUGUAUAGAGUCGGAGAUAUCAUUCGUGCCGUGGUCAUCAGUCUGGGAGACGAGCGGAACUACUACAUCAGCACGGCGGGUAAUGAGUUCGGCGUGGUCGUCGCCACGAGUGAUGCUGGGAAUGCAAUGGUCCCCGCGAGCUGGAGGGAAAUGAAGGACGUGGUGACUGGUCAGGGCGAGAGCAGGAAGGUCGCAAAACCAUCGUGA